GCUGCCUUGAUGGCCGCCGCCACUGCGCGCGCACAGCCCCAGUACCCAGGCGCAUAUGGCGCUCCAGCACCUAGCCCCGUCCACCGACCACCUAUUCACUUCCGUCCAGCGCCUGUCCAAGUCCGCCCAGCUCCUAGCUACGGCAACCCAGCCCCUAGCUACGGCAACCCAGCCCCUUACGACUUCAACUACGUCGUGAGAGACAACUCCGGUAACGACUUCGGUCACCAGGAGUCUCGCGACGGCUACGACACCAAGGGCUCUUAUUACGUCCAGCUUCCCGACGGCCGCCUGCAGAAGGUGACUUACGUCGUCAACGGCGACUCCGGCUACGUGGCCCAAGUGACCUACGAGGGCCAAGCCCAGUACCCAGCCUACCAGCCCGCCCCAGCCUACCAGCCCGCCCCAGCCUACCAGCCAGCUCCAGCCUACCAGCCAGCUCCAGCCUACCAGCCAGCCCCGGUCUACGGAUAAUUUUAGUCUGCCAGAUACGUUGUGAAGUUAAUAUUAAGGAACUUAUAAUGUGAAGGUAAAAAUAUGUCAAAGAUACCUUUAUAUAUAUAUAGUUAACUUUGAUGUAAAGAUAACGUGUAUGUAUAGCUAAAUUGUUUAUAUGUAACUUUCAUGUACAGCUAAUUUAUAUAUAGAGCAUACCUGUAUGUAUAGUUUUUUUUUGCAGGGAUAUUCCUAAGCUAUACAUAGGCCUCUGGCUGGCCUAUGUGUAACUAACCUGUAUGUAUAGCUGACUUGUAUGUAUUUCUAACCUGUCUUAAUAGCUAACAUACAAAUGAAGAUACUCAUAAUAAUCUAACUUAUUAACAUAAAGAACAAGUAACUUAUGUGAAUAUAGCUGAUCAUAAAAAUUAUAAUUUUUGUUUCUCUAUGUUGUAUUUUAUGAACAAAAU
Molecule: messenger RNA, 905 nt
Organism: Procambarus clarkii (red swamp crayfish)
Lineage: Eukaryota; Metazoa; Arthropoda; Malacostraca; Decapoda; Cambaridae
Source: RefSeq, a predicted model, not a curated record